Molecule: messenger RNA, 4243 nt
Organism: Gymnodraco acuticeps
Lineage: Eukaryota; Metazoa; Chordata; Actinopteri; Perciformes; Bathydraconidae
Product: seizure protein 6 homolog
Exons: 18
Coding region: 133-3144 (1003 amino acids)
Biological process (GO): synapse maturation; regulation of dendrite development
Cellular component (GO): neuronal cell body; dendritic shaft; endoplasmic reticulum
Source: RefSeq, a predicted model, not a curated record
GCAACCCGCGCGGCUCUCUUGUGUUUUGCGCAUUUCUCGCUUGUUUUUUUUUUAGAGCCCUGGAAGUAUUCUUUCCCAACACAAGGACGUGUUCUGUAGCGAAGAGAAAGAGCGACCCCGACUUUAGUAGACAUGUGCGCGAGACAAGGCUGUCAAUUGAAGACCCUCUUCGGGGUUUUGGUUCUCGCUUCUGCUGCCGUGGUGAAAAUACAUGGACAAGCUCCAAUGGAAAUCUACGGCAUCAGUAAGAGGACAUUGGACCCAGACAGGGACUCUCCAACGCAGAACACAGAAAGCGAAGUCCACUCUGUCACCACCCCCUCACCGAUGAACGUACUCAACCACCAGCCGGUCCUAAAGGGCCUGCUGCUUCCUGGGCAGCUCCUUAUCAGGGACUUCCAGGGGGACCAGCACUUUUUUAGGAGUGAUGGCUCUGUGGCUGCAUAUUCCACCCUGCCAGGCUCAGAUUCAGACCCCGUCACUCAGGUGGUGCCGCACGAGGAUGCCCCGGCCUUCUCAGACAUUGCCACUACUUCCACUGUGGCUGCCACCUCCCCACUGACCACUUUUUCUCCCACAACGCCAAGGCCAUGGCUCAUGUCUCUGCCUCAAAAGAAGUCCUCAAAGACAACCUGGGCUGACAAGGUGGAGCGAACGACAGACUCCCUCACAACUCAUGUGACAGCAAUUAAUAGAGGUUCAGUCACAGACAACCCAGCGGCUUCCUCUUCCAGGCAGAGGCCUCAAAGUUCUCCCGUAGAGGCCACCAUGGCACCCUCUUCGAUGAGGAUGGAGAAAGGCGAGGCUAGGGUGACAGCACUGAAAGACAAACUGAGGCCUGAUCUUCCACCGCCCAAUCUAACCACACGAGAGGAAGGUCCCGCCACCACCAUCAUCACAACCAUCACAACCAUGCAGACAGCAGAGCCAUGCAGCCUGAAUUUCACUGACCCAGAGGGUAACAUCGAAAUCCUGCAGCAACUUGACUCUGGAGUGGAGUGUAACUACCUAGUGACGGUCUACCUGGGAUACGGCAUCGAGGUUCAGGUGCUGAAUGUGAGUGUGUUGGAGGGGGAGCAGGUGAUAGUGGAGGACACGGGUGGCCGGGAACCCUUCAUCCUUGCCAAUGAGUCGGUGUUGAUGAGAGGCCUCGUGCUCCGCAGCUGGAGCAACCAAAUCUCCAUCAGAUUUCGUGGUGACAAACAGCGCAACUCCAUGUUACUCCUGCUCCAUUACCAAGCCUUUGUGCUGAGCUGUGCGUUCCCCAAAGAGCCUGCCGGAGGAGAAGUUUCUGUGACGCACCUCCACGCUGGAGGAGAAGCCUUCUUCAGCUGCUUCACCGGCUACAAGCUGCAAGGCCCCAAAAUGCUCACCUGCCGCAAUGCAACCACGCCUUACUGGAGUGGAAAGGAGCCCCGAUGUGUGGCAUCCUGUGGGGGGAUGAUCAAAAACGCCACCUAUGGUCGUAUCGUCUCUCCCGGUUUCCCUGGCAACUACAGCAACAACCUGACGUGCCACUGGGUCCUUGAGGCCCCUGAAGGCCAGCGGCUCCACAUCCACUUUGAGAAGGUGGCUCUGGCAGAGGAUGAUGACAGGCUGCUGAUUAAGAAUGGCAACAACAUAGACUCCCCCCCAGUGUACGACUCCUACAAGGUUGAGUAUUUGCCCAAUGAGGGUGUGCUCAGUACCGGACGUUACCUGUUUAUAGAGUUCACCACAGACGGGACAUUGACCUCCACUGGAGCAGCCGUCAGAUAUGAAGCUUUUGCCAAAGGUAUGUGCUAUGAGCCCUUUGUGAAGUACGGGAACUUCAGCGGCAGCGACUCCGCCUACGGUCUGGGUACAGUGGUGGAGUUCUCGUGCGACCCCGGCUACACGCUGGAGCAAGGCUCGGUAGUGAUCGAGUGUGUGGACGCACAAAACCCACAGUGGAAUGAGACGGAGCCGGCAUGUCGAGCUGUGUGCAGCGGGGAGAUCACGGACUCUGCCGGCGUGGUGCUGUCUCCUAAUUGGCCCGAGGCCUACGACAAGGGUCAGGACUGCAUCUGGGGCAUCCACGUGGAAGAGGACAAGAGGAUCAUGCUGGACAUCCAAGUUCUCCAUAUUGGUAAGAAUGACCUGCUGACCUUCUAUGAUGGAGACGACCUGACAGCCAACAUCCUGGGACAAUACAGCGGUACAAAGCCACACUUCAAGCUCUAUACCUCCAUGGCGGAUGUCACCAUUCAAUUUCAGUCCGACCCUGCCACCAACAUCUAUGGCUACAAUAACGGCUUUGUGGUCCACUUCUUUGAGGUGGCGAGGAACGACACCUGCUCCGAGUUGCCGGAGAUCACCAACGGCUGGAAGAGCACGUCCCACCCUGACCUCAUCCAUGGCACCGUCAUCACCUACCAGUGCUACCCUGGGUUUGAGCUGGUAGGCUCGGAGAUCCUCAUGUGCCAGUGGGACCUAACAUGGAGCGGAGAUGUGCCCAAAUGUCAGGAAGUUUUGACGUGUCAGGACCCAGGGAAUGUGGAGCACAGUCAUAAGGUGAUAGCAGGGAACCGUUUCAUUGUUGGAUCAACAGUGCAGUUUGUCUGUAAUAAAGGCUACAUCCUGUCCGGCAGCAGCCUGCUCACCUGCUACAACCGAGACUCAGCCACACCCAAGUGGAACGAGAGGCUGCCCAAGUGCACCCCUGAGAAGUACGAGCCGUGCAGGAACCCCGGCGCCGCCUCCACCAGUGAGCAGAGCUCUGAGAAGGCCUUCUACCAAGCAGGAGAGACGCUGAGCUUCUCCUGCCACUCGGGUUACGAGCUGCAGGGCCAUGGCUCCAUCUACUGCAUCCCCGGACACCCGUCACAGUGGAACAGCACCCCCCCUGCCUGCAGAGCCUCAACCGAAUUUGUGAAUGAACGCAGGCUAGAUGUUGUAAAUAUGGAUUACAGCAUGGAUGGAACCAAUAUUGCCCUUGCAGUUUUUAUCCCGACUGCAAUCAUCCUGGUGGUUGUUCUCGGGAUUUAUGUCUACUUUGCAAAGAUCCAAGGGAAGACCAUCAGAAUGCCGACAUCCCUGCCGCCGUACAACAACAUGACCGAAGAGUCAGCUUUCGACAACCCUGUGUAUGAGAGCGGACACUGGCAGUCUCAUUCUAGAUACUAAACCCAGUUUGUUCAAUUUGGCCGUACUGCUGAAGAACUUUGAGGGCAAAUGAAAAAGAAUAAAGGUGUCCAUUUAGAGACCUUUAAGAAAGAAUUGCUCAAGCUUUGCCUUUUGGGACCCUCUCUGCACUGCUCAUAUUUUCUCCGCCAACCUUUUUGUUCCAAAAUGAUUUUUUUCCAUUUUUCCCCUUUCGUGUGUAUUACUGUAAAUAUGUCUCUCUGUCCACGGUCUAAUCUGUGAAUCUGUGAACCACCAUGGUGAUAUUUUUAUAAAGUAAAAAGGUGACGACCGUUGGUGAUUGUAUGUUUUUUGAUUACUUUUUCACGCCCUAAUGCAGUAACAAUUAGAGACUGAGGGGCAACAAUGCGUUGAUUGUUGAGAUCUGUUGAAAACCAAUAUCCAAUUAUCCAUAUUCUUUGGAAAUUUGACAUCAUUACUUUAUUUUCUUCGUGUGUAUGGGUCUGCUAUUUGUAAAUAAACUGCCUGUCCAAUACGAGUGCCUCACGACUGACUAUAACCUGAAAAUCACGUGUGAAAAUGUUUGUAAGAAAAUUGAUAUCUUUUGUUUAACUGUUAUUUUGUAGGCCUGACAUUCUUAGCACUCCACAUUAUGCUCGGUCCUUUCCAUCAUGCAGUGUCACUUCUAGAAACAAGGGGAAAUGAUGCUGGAUAUUUCCCUAUACGAGCUGAUGUGUUGUUCCAACUGCAGACAGCCUCAGAGGAUUUCUCACGUCAGCUAUGCAUUACUUUGUUUUAUGUCAAACUGUAAAGUCUGCCUCAAAGGUUAAGUAGCAAUUUGUCCGUUUGUGUGUGUUCCAAAAUGUGGUUGCAUCUCAGCAUUUAUGGAGAUAAAGGCAAAUGUUGGGAUAACAUAAAGUAAUGACGGGCUUACUGAUGCAGGCAACAUCAGAUUAAAUCCUGCAUUGCAACCUAUAAAGUACAGUGCACAAAAUAGAUCCCCAUGUAACAGGGUUUUUAAUGUCGUUAAAAAGUAUUUCUUUCAGCAUCACAGCUGGUGCAACCACACCCAGGAACCAGAUUACCUUCAAAUAUCUAUAUUGCCCUGAUUAAUAAUACAAUAAAUUGUUGUUUAAAGUAU